Sinocyclocheilus grahami is the source of this 3621-nucleotide messenger RNA. RefSeq lists its product as uncharacterized. Lineage: Eukaryota; Metazoa; Chordata; Actinopteri; Cypriniformes; Cyprinidae. The record is from RefSeq and is a predicted model, not a curated record. The transcript is spliced from 2 exons. The coding region runs from base 1831 to 2634 and encodes 267 amino acids.
AGUGAGUGUGAAAGACUUUUGCAAGCAUGUGAGUGAAAAAAAAAAGUAUAAAUGUGUGCUUGCAUCUAAUGUCAGGGAAUUCUUGCUCUGGGCAAAUCUGGAAUUGAAUGUCUCAGUUUGUAUUUACUGCAGAUGAAAUAUUUGAUCUUGUAAAAUGCAUUUGUUAAAUUGAAAAAAUUGUAUAGUGAAUUGGACAGUGUGCUGACACCAUAGACACUGCAAAUAGAGUUAGGAAUAGAAAUGAGGGGUGAGAGUGUGUGUGUUUUAAGCCUCUGAGACCCUGACAUUUUGCCUUACAUGCAUUCCUGAAUACUAAGAUAUUUUGUUCUGUCAUUCACUGAGCAAAAGCUUUUUGUACAUCUCUGACCUGCUGUGUAUAAUACAGCUGUAAUUCUCAACUCUGCUGCAACUGAUUUUACAUGUUGGAAUCACUUUGUUUUCAUGUACUGGUUUGGAUUUGCAGUGCUUCUCAAAGUUGUCAGUAUACGCACAUGCAUAUAUGCAGGUUGCAAUAGGUUCAGAAUAAUAGAUCCCGUUAGGGUUGGAAACUGGAGAAAAAUUCGAAAAUGGGGGUACAAAAACUAAAACACUGAAUAAAUAUAGAUAAUAGUCUGCAGAUGCAUUUGGCUAAGUAAUAAAGGCAUUUGGAUGGUGAUGGAAAAUUAAGAUCUGGGGAAUCCUCAUCACAGUGGUUAGGGUCACGGAUGAGUUUAUAUCAGACUUUGUUUUCUUUGGUUUAUGUGUGUGUUUGUAGAUUAAAUGUCUCUAAUCAGACUCUUUAUGUGUGACUGAUUGUGUGUUUGUGAGGUUUUUUUUUUUUUUUGGUCAAGUCUCAAAUGGAUGAAUGAAUAAAUUGAAGGAGAGAAUAAAUACAGAUUUCCAACAUAGCUGUUUUGUUUAGUUUUGGUUUUCUGUCAUACAGAAUACAUAAUUCAAUCAUAUCCCACAUGCUUUUCUUAUACCAAACUGAAAUUUUAAAAGGUAGCGCUUAUGAAAAACAGGCUCAACUGGUAUGGAUUUUCUCUUGUGUCUGUUUUAUGCAAUCAAACAUACUGUGUUUGAGAGCAAAAAUAAUCAGAUUGUAAUUUAAAAAAAUAAAAGAUUGUUUGAACUUAUUAAUUACAAAAAUAAAUGACCUGAUAACAAAACUCUUUGCACUGUGAAUGAAUCUUUCUGGUUGUAGUUCUCACACUUUUCAUUACACAACCAUAAAAACUAAAAAAAACAUGAAACAUUUGCUUACAUAUUUGGCACAUUGUUUAAUAAUAUAUGGUGUAGAGAGUUUUAUCAAUUAUUUUAAGUAGACAUUAAUCAUUUUUUAUUACAAUAUAAAUAAAUUUGCUCUCAGACACUAUGUUUGGUUGCAUAGUAAAAAACAGAAGUAACUCCAUAUACUGGGCAUAUAGCCUACACAACAGAAUCUAAAAUAUUGAACAUUCAUAAAUGCCCAAUCUGAAGUCAUAUGAUAUAUUCUAAUAUAUAUUCUAAUAACUUAAUGUAAUAUAUAAUAACAAUCUGAGUCAGUCAGGAAAAGUCUUGAAAUGGGCCUGGGUCCUCUGAGACUCUAAGAAUAGGUUAUUCUGCCCACCGUGGGACCCAGCGGGCUUGCACACAUGUUCCCAUGACCCUCUAACCACACUCUCUCUCCCUCGCUCACUCCCACGUCACUGGCCGGUUAAAGUAAACGCGCCUCGGCUCGCCUCGCGCUCGCGAUACACGCGUCUGCUAAGGACGGAGACUGAUGGAUUAGUGCGGAAUUAGAUUAGAGUCGCGUAUUUGAAACGGACCGUGAACCAUGAGUCUCCGGUGGAGGAGAAGCUACUGAGGAGAAUGUCUGAGAUAAAUGCUCCCACAGAAAAAGUCUCUAUAACAGCCCCAGAGUUGGAGACUCCCUUAAGGCCAGAUACAGGGCCUGUGAUUGGUGGACUGCGUUUGCGAUCUGCACCAGGGGCUUGUUUGUUAUUUGCAGGUGUUUUGCUGAUAGUAGGCAUCAGCGUCGCUGUGGGGGGGUAUUGGAACAAUCAACCCCGCCGACAAACGCCACAUCAUGUUUCAACUGGACGCACCUCUUCAGAGAAACUGAAGCUGAUUGGUCCUGUCAUCAUGGGGGUGGGGCUUUUUAUCUUUAUUUGUGCCAACACAAUUCUCUAUGAAAAUCGUGACCGAGAACAACGUCAUAAGCGAGACCAACAUAAAGACAACCAGGAGAUCCUACCACUGGUACAAACUCAAAGGAACAGUCAUUCAAAACGGUUCUCACAAACAGAAAUUAACACCAACACGCAUACAUUGGACUUGUCUGAACUCAACAUCCAUUGCUUAGAGGAAGGGGCCGGAAUCCCCACCCUAAAGUGUUCUUCGCCAUCCUCUGGCUCAUGUAGCUCCAGUCAAGUGAACUUGGAAACCGGAUCACCCCUCCGAGAUCGCAGAAACAUGGAAAGAUUGGCAUUGCCUGUCAUUAAAGUCAAUGACUGUCUGAUUGCCUCCUCAGACCCAGUGCCUCCACCUCUCCCUGAUCGGACAUACCGGAACAAGAUGGGAGUGGAAAAUAUAGCAAAUGUGGAGCUAACACAAGUGAAUCUUGCAGAUUCAUCUCUAAUGAUAUUGAACAAAGAAGAGCCAAAGGAUCGGUAGACUUUAACGCCUGCAGUCCACACUAAGGUCCACAUAGUGAAUAUAUUGAAUAUAUUCAAGCCAAAAGAUGUUAGGGUUUAGUAUAGAACAGAUUUCUCUAUUUGAUUCGAUUCUGAUUCAUUUGGGUGUAUUUCCGUUAUAAUGUCCAAUUUGCUUACAGUUCUUUCUUUGCUAAUGCUGUGAUUAUAUAGUGUUUCAGAUGGAGUCAAGCUAAUCUUUUUGAACCCACUUAUUUGCAUGAAUCAGCUUCACUGGUCACGCAGUAUGUUUUUGAUUCACCAAAAAAAACUCAGUCAUUUGUUCGUGAACGGCCACGUAUGUCUGUUUAUACAAGGAGUCAUUUUAUGUUGUCAUAUUGCUGUACAGUCUUUUUUUAUUACAUCACAGUAUACAGAACUCCCAUUUAGCUUAACCAUUUAGGAAUAAUGGAUUGUUACCUGACUUGUGAGAGUUGCAUAAGGCUUUGUAGACUUUUGUUCAUGUGAAUUUUAAGUAAUCAAUUAUACAUUAUCCUAUUUUUUCAUGUGGUGCCACCCACACAAGCCCAAAAGUAUAGAGACUGCGCUAUGUGUCAUUGUGUUUGUAGUGCUGGUCUUUAUAGUUCACAUAAAUGUCAGGGCAAAAAUGAAAGGCGGCCACCUGUGAUACACACAUAAAUAUACACAUGUGCAUGCAUACAGCUGCUCCUUCUCCUGUCUUAACUGUUCUGCAUCCAACAUGUUCAAAUUCUUAGAGACUGAAAGACAAGCUUUAAGCAGUCGCAGUCACAUGCAGUCAUACAGUAGCAAGUAAUCCUCUAUUUUGAUUAGUUUGGGUUAAUCCUGAACAAUGCUAUUGCUGCAAAACCAGUACAGCUAUCUGAUACCCAGCAAAAGUAAUGUGGAUUAAAGUUGCUUUAACAGUUCACUAUACACUAAGGAAUGAGGGUUUGACUGGUCUAGUGAGCCCCUGCUGAUGAACGUUGUAACUAAAUUGUUUUACUUUUGC